Messenger RNA from Elephantulus edwardii (Cape elephant shrew), 2058 nucleotides. RefSeq names its product galactosylceramidase (gene GALC). The record is from RefSeq and is a predicted model, not a curated record. Gene Ontology annotation, molecular function: galactosylceramidase activity. Gene Ontology annotation, biological process: galactosylceramide catabolic process. Gene Ontology annotation, cellular component: lysosome. The transcript has 17 exons. Lineage: Eukaryota; Metazoa; Chordata; Mammalia; Macroscelidea; Macroscelididae.
AUGGCCGAUCGCCUAAGAGAGGCUUCCCGGCAACGCUGAAUGAAAGUGAUGACGGCCGCCGCGGGUUCGGUGGGAGGCGCCGCGGUGCCCUUGCUGCUGUGCGCGCUGCUGGCGCCCGGCGGCGCGUACGAGCUCGACGACUCCGACGGGCUGGGCCGGGAGUUCGAUGGCAUCGGCGCGGUCAGCGGCGGCGGGGCAACCUCUCGACUUCUGGUAAAUUACCAAGAGCCCUAUCGUUCUCAAAUACUGGAUUAUCUCUUUAAGCCAAACUUUGGUGCCUCUUUGCACAUUCUGAAAGUAGAAAUUGGUGGUGAUGGACAGACCACAGAUGGCACCGAGCCCUCCCACAUGCACUACAUGUUAGAUGAGAAUUAUUUUCGAGGUUAUGAGUGGUGGUUGAUGAAGGAAGCUAAGAAGAGGAACCCUAACAUUACACUCAUAGGGUUGCCGUGGUCAUUCCCUGGAUGGUUGGGCAAAGGUUUCAACUGGCCUUACGUCAACAUUCAGCUGACUGCCUAUUAUGUCGUGGCCUGGAUUGUGGGCGCCAAGCGUUAUCAUAAUUUGGACAUUGAUUAUGUUGGGAUUUGGAAUGAGAGAACAUUUGACAUUGAUUAUAUCAAGAUGCUAAGAAAGAUGCUGAACCAUCAAGGUCUCGAGCAAGUGAAAAUCAUAGCCAGUGAUAAUCUCUGGGAACCCAUUUCUGCUUUAAUGCUCAAGGACGCUGACCUCUUGAAUGUGGUUGAUGUUAUAGGGGCUCAUUAUCCUGGGACCUAUUCAGUCAGGGAUGCAAAAUUGACCAAGAAGAAACUUUGGUCUUCUGAAGAUUUUAGCACUUAUAAUAAUGACGUGGGUGCAGGUUGCUGGGCUCGCAUAUUGAAUCAGAAUUAUGUCAAUGGUCUAAUGACUUCCACCAUUGCCUGGAAUUUGCUGGCCGGUUACUAUGAACAAUUACCUUAUGGGGGAUGCGGCUUGAUGACGGCUCAGGAGCCAUGGAGCGGGCACUACAUGGUAGAAGCUCCCAUCUGGGUAUCAGCUCAUACCACUCAGUUCACAAAACCAGGCUGGUAUUACCUGAAGACAGUUGGGCGUUUAGAGAAAGGGGGAAGCUACGUAGCCCUGACCGAUGGUUUAGGUAACCUCACCAUCAUCAUUGAAACUAUGAGCCAUAAACAUUCUAGGUGUAUACGACCCAUCCUUCCUUAUUUCAAUGUGUCACAACAGAUUGCUACCUUCUCCCUUAAGGGAUCUUUUAGCAAAAUACCACAACUCCAAGUGUGGUAUACCAAACUUGGAAAACCGUCGAAGCAAUUUCAUUUUACGCAUCUGGAUCCUAUAUGGACACUUCACACCAAUGGCCGGUUCACACUGGGGCUGGAGGUGGAUGAGCUCUUCACACUCACCACUCUCACCACGGGCCAGAAGGGCAGCUACUCGCCUCCGCCAAACUCCCAGCCCUUCCCCCGCGUCUACAAGGAUGACUUCAAUAUAUAUGACCCACCUUUUAGUGAAGCGCCCUACUUUGCUGAUCAGACAGGUGUGUUUGAGUACUUCGUGAACAAGGACGACCCUGGAGAGCAUCAGUUCACACUCCGCCAAGUCCUCAAUCAACGGCCCAUCACGUGGGCGGCUGAUGCAUCCAACACCAUCAGCAUCAUAGGCGACUAUGAAUGGAGCAAUCUGACUAUAAAGUGUGAUGUUUAUAUAGAGACCCCUGGCAGGGGCGGAGUAUUCAUUGCAGGAAGAGUAACCAAAGGUGGGGUUUUGAUUAGAAGUGCUAGAGGAAUUUUCUUCUGGAUUUUUGCAAAUGGAACCUACAAAGUUACAGGUGACAUCGUUGGAUGGAUCAUCUAUCAUUUAGGACAUGCUGAUGUUAGAGAAAAAAAAUGGUAUACCCUAACUUUAACUAUUAAGGGUCGUAACUGCUCUGGAACGCUGGACGGCAAACCUCUGUGGGACAACAUCCAUGUGAAUUUCCCGAAGAAUGGCUGGGCUGCCAUCGGAACAUACUCUUUUGAAUUUGCCCAGUUUGACAACUUUCAAGUGGAAGCAGAAAGCUAA